Messenger RNA from Ogataea haglerorum, 1692 nucleotides. RefSeq lists its product as uncharacterized. Gene Ontology annotation, molecular function: antiporter activity. The transcript has a single exon. Bases 1 to 1692 code for a protein of 563 amino acids. The record is from RefSeq and is a predicted model, not a curated record. Gene Ontology annotation, biological process: UDP-glucose transmembrane transport. NCBI's taxonomy places the organism in Eukaryota, Fungi, Ascomycota, Pichiomycetes, Pichiales, Pichiaceae. Gene Ontology annotation, cellular component: Golgi apparatus; endoplasmic reticulum-Golgi intermediate compartment; cis-Golgi network.
AUGUCUACCGAAGCACAGAACAGCCAAGACAGGUCUAGAGCAACGUCCCUGUCGGAGACGGUGCCUUCUGCGGUGGAUUCCAGAAGACGCAAGAGCUCGCUCAGCGUGAUCACCUCGAAUUUGGGCCCUCAGAAGGAGGCGACUGAAUCCGCGCUGGGCACAACACAGGCCCAUCGACGCUCGCAUUCCGUAAACUCGCCACUGCACGCGCACAGUGCGCAGGGACUGGGGUCUCCUCUGCCUGGCCAGGAAUCGCAGAACGUGGAUUCUUUGGUCUCGCCCCCACUCAUGAGUUCAGGCAACUCAAGUUCCGCAGGCAUAUUCAACCAUUUUGCCCGUCAAGACCCGCAAAGCCUUGGCGACGCGACUGUUUUGCCUCCGCGCAGCUUCUCCUUCAACAUAAGGAAGGCUUAUCCCCACCUGGGCAUCACAAUAUUGUCUAUCAUCAGCUGGUACGGAUUUUCCCUUACGAUUUCACUCUACAACCGAUGGAUGUUCUCCAACAAGAACUUGGACUUUUCGUUCCCAAUCAUCAUCACAGCGUUCCACCAAUGCAUCCUGUUUCUGCUGAGUAUACUCACACUGGCCAUGAUCCCGCGCUUUAGACUCAAUUACCGCUCCCAUACACAGUACACCGGCGAGGCGGAGCAUCUGAUUUGCGACAAUGGAAACUCCAGCGACGAGCUCAACGAGCUUCUGGAGACGAAGAAGCCCGAACAGCUCAAUUACAGAAUGCCAAUCAGGGAGUAUCUGACCAAGAUACUGCCCUGUUCCGUGGCCUCGGCCGGAGAUAUAGGUCUCGGCAACACGGCUUUUCGGUUCAUCUCGCUUUCGCUCUAUACCAUGAUCAAGACGUCGUCGCUCGUGUUUGUGCUCCUGUGGGGUGUUCUGUUCAAACUCGAGAGAAUGACCUGGAGAAUCGUGUCGAUCGUGCUCAUCAUGACGCUCGGGGUCAUCAUGAUGGUCUGGGGCCAACACGAGGACGAUUCCGAGCGAGCUCCCAGCCCAGACACGCCUGCUACGGGCCAGAUUUUGGCGGAUCCAGACGAAGACGUGACAUCCAGAAUCAUGCGCAGAUUGCUAAGCAGAGAGACCAAAGCUGCACACCUGAUUUUCCUGGGCUCCAUUCUCGUCUUGGGAUCGGCGUGCAUGUCGGGUCUGAGAUGGGCACUCACGCAGAUUAUGCUGAAACGAAACCCACGUACGACUAACCCGAUCCUCACGAUCCUGUACCUGUCUCCGGCAAUGAGCGUGGUGCUGUUGCUCAUGGGCUCUUUGGUCGAAGGGCUGGGCUCUUUUACCAAAAGUCCGAUCUGGGAGGAGAAAGGAUUCGGUCUGACCUGCUUACUGAUUUUGAUUCCUGGACUACUGGCAUUUUUCAUGACUCUGUCGGAAUUUGUGCUUCUUCAGUACGCCUCGUUGUUGACGCUUUCCAUUGCUGGAAUAUUUAAGGAGCUGUUGACCAUAUUCACCUCUUGGCUCCUGUUUGGCGACAAGCUCACCUUCAUCAACCUUGUCGGGCUGGCCGUCACGCUCGCAGAUAUCGUGUGGUACAAUUUCUACCGGUUCGACGAAGUCCAAAACGAAUCCAACGCUAAAAAUAAAGUCACGCCGCCCCCCUCGUUUGACGCGUUAGAGUGCGGGACACAAAGCAGAGACAUCGAGCUCAACGAACUCCGAGACAAUACAUAG